AUGGCCAAUCCAGAUACUCCCACUUUGGAUACGGAUGAUGCUGAAUCGACGGCUCCCGAAAGUACGUUGAGUCUGAAGCGUUCGCCUACGGCUUCCUCAUAUUACGACUUUGACCAAAUGCCCUGGGACGGUGAACAGGGCCAAAGUUGGAUGUAUGCUAGGCAUGCUCGGGCCCAGCAAAGGGGGUUACGCCUCUCCCGUUUUCGAUUUGUCGUCCGCAGAGCGACCAAGACUUUCUCUCGCCGUAAAUACCCCAGUUAUUUCGGUAACAUUGAGAAGCUUCCGUUGAACACCAAACCAGGCCUUAUCUUCAACCGGAAAAAGAAGAUAUACACUAUCGGCUGGCUUCACCAUCCUUUGAUACCCGGCCAUACCACAACCUUCUCUGGCAACAAGCGCAAGUACAAGCCCAAUCCCGGGAUGGUCAGAAGUUUCUAUGCCCCCAAGAAUCCUGUAAUCUUCGAUGUUGCCUACCAUACAAAAGAAAAUGGAGAGUCCAAGAAUGGAGAGUUUAAAAUGGCGACAUACCACCCAGCUGUCAAGCAGGUGAACGAAAUAGGGGUGGUUGCGGGAAAUUCCGAUGAA
Clonostachys solani is the source of this 585-nucleotide messenger RNA. NCBI's taxonomy places the organism in Eukaryota, Fungi, Ascomycota, Sordariomycetes, Hypocreales, Bionectriaceae. The record is from the annotation of a GenBank genome assembly.